AUGAUAAUAUUGGCGGUCUCAACCCAAGCCGUGCCAUCUCCGGUCUUGUGGCUACAAUGCAAUCGGAAACCUGGUGGAAGCCAGGAGAUCAAUGGGACGGUACUCAGGCAUGAUGAGCCCUUCUCUCUCUUCACUGGUCCAAGCCCUAGGCCUCCCGUUGAAUGUUCCAUACUUGACCAGUUUACGGAAUCCCCACGACUUCUUCUUUGGCGAGGUGUUCACCAGUCUACCAUUCAUCUUCUGGCUCAGAUACUCUCUCACCGCAUGCAAGCUCUGCUCCAUGACCUCGGUGGGUGGGGACACGAGCGGGUUUCCUUCCGCGCUCAGCUUCCUCAGCCGCCUCAUGCAUCCAAUGGACUCGGGCAACACCGUGAUCUUGUUGUAGCUGAUAUCAAGCUCGAGGAGGUUCAUGAGAUGGCCGAUAGAAGAUGGGAGAGCGGUGAGGUAGUGGAAGUUCUGACUGACGUUGAGGAUCUCUAG
Thlaspi arvense is the source of this 480-nucleotide messenger RNA. The record is from the annotation of a GenBank genome assembly. Lineage: Eukaryota; Viridiplantae; Streptophyta; Magnoliopsida; Brassicales; Brassicaceae.